Cherax quadricarinatus is the source of this 761-nucleotide messenger RNA. The record is from RefSeq and is a predicted model, not a curated record. NCBI's taxonomy places the organism in Eukaryota, Metazoa, Arthropoda, Malacostraca, Decapoda, Parastacidae.
UUAACUGCCCUUCUUCAACAGCUGGAUGAUGGUCGGACGCUGAAGAAGUCGUCAUCAUGCUCGACCAUCUACCUGGAUGACUCGACCGUGUCGCAGCCCAACCUCAAGAACACUAUCAAGUGUGUGGCACUCGCUGUGUACUACCACAUCCGCAACCGUGGCGACAACCGUGUCUUGGAUAUCUUUGAUGAGAAGCUCCAUCCCCUGACGAAAGACGGUGUACCUCCCGACUACGACCGUCACAACCCCGAACACCGACACAUCUACAAGUUUGUGAGGACUCUGUUCAACGCUGCUCAGCUCACUGCAGAGUGCGCCAUUAUCACACUAGUCUACCUGGAGAGUUACAUUGAUGUCAUUGACAGGAAUGAGCUGGAGCGUCAGUACCUGGUGAUGAUUCAGUUCAACAUCAAUGUGCCAUCAUCGGUGUAUGCCAAGUAUUACUUCAGCUUGCGUACGCUGGCCGAGGCCAAUGAGCUGACUUUCCCGGCCGAGACACUGAGCAAGGAGCGGGCCCAGAAGCUGGAGGCCAUGUCACGCAGCUGCGAGGACAGGUAUGCGGCACAACUGGGUCGCAACGGCCACAAGAAGUGGAGUAGUCUGGAUAAUGUGAGCGCGGCGGCCUCCAGGCGGUCCGUGGCCAUCCUCUCGUGAUCCUACGUUCUACCCUAUAGUUGUUGUUAACACACACACACACACACACAUAUAUGGAAUGUUGAGGGGGGGUCAGUCCCUCUGCCUUGGUGCGAGGGGGAUCCUCU